Molecule: messenger RNA, 1446 nt
Organism: Clonostachys rhizophaga
Lineage: Eukaryota; Fungi; Ascomycota; Sordariomycetes; Hypocreales; Bionectriaceae
Source: the annotation of a GenBank genome assembly
AUGUCGCAAAAUCGCACGAUUAUCAUUGUCGGCGCUGGAAUAUUUGGGCUUUCUGCGUCUCUGGCUUUGCGAUCUAAAGGGCAUAGCGUCACAAUAUUUGACCAACAUGAUUACAUCCAGUCGAGAUACGACCCCGAGCACCACCCUCAUGGCCAAGUGGCGUCGGUUGAUCACAACAAAAUUCUGCGGCCAUCGUAUGGGACCAAAAUACACUACCAAAGAUUAGCACUCGAAAGUCGCGAAGAGUGGCUGAAGAUGAACAAAGAUAGCGGCAGCGAAUUGUUUGUUAGGUGUGGCAUGCUCCGCGCCCAGCCGUCUGCCCAUCUGGGGGCGCUGGAGAAGGAAACCCUGGCCAACAUGGAGAGAGAUGGACUUCGCGACACCCAGUUCGUGAAGAGUAUUGCUGAUGACCGCCAGCGAGCUGCCGAACGUGGCUGGCAGGAUAAACUAUUGGAUUUCAACAUCCCGGGCGAGGAUGCUGGCUGUCACUUCGAAGCGGUGCUCGAUUCCCUUUCUGGCUUUGUCAAGUGUAGUGAAGCCUGCGCCUACCUUCUGGGCAAGGCUCUUUCUCAGGGGGUGAAGUUCGUGGUCGGAGCAGACGCUGGAAGCUGUGAAUCCUUGGUUGUCGAGGGAGGGUCGAGUGGUCCUGGUAGAAAUGGGAGGAAGGCCGUGGGCAUCAAGACAGGCGAUGGAGUCGUCCACCACAGCGACACUGUCAUCAUUGCUGCCGGGUCAUUCUCAACUCAGAUUCUGCCAGACCUAUCAUACCACCUUGAGUCCUCCGCUGGCAGUGUAGCCACCUUCAAGAUUAACGAGACGGAAACUGACUUGUGGAACAAGUAUGCUCCAGACAGAUUCCCCGUGCUAACGUGGAAGAGCGCACCUCGAGAUCGAAAUGGAAAAGAUACAGGUAGCGUCUAUGUGUUCCCUAGGACUGAGAAUGGGCUCAUCAAGAUUGGUUACCGAGGCAUCAAGUUUACGAAUUUUGUGCCCGCGCCUCCGGGGACGGCUUUCACACAGGAUGGCAAGUGGUCAAUUCCACUCCCAUAUGCCCAGUCCAAGUCGCUCCCCGAGCCUGCCACUGAAGCUAUUCGCCAGUUCGUGUCCAUCUUCCUGCCUGAAUUUGCCAACAGACCAUUCAAUUCCACAAAUUUCUGCUGGUACACGGACUCCCUUGACAAUUCGUUUCUGAUUGAUUACGUCCCGUCAUAUGACGAUCAGUCCUUGUUCGUGUGCACGGGUGGGAGCGGACAUGGAGCCAAAUUUCUCCCUGUCCUUGGAAAGCAUGCUGUCGACAUUUUCGAACACGGGUCCCAGAGUACUUCGUACAUGUACCCUCACUGGCGAUGGCGAGAGGACAAAGCGAGGGGAAAUGGGCUGGAGGAGGGGCCUGCAGGACCCAGGGAUUUGCAAGGGCAGGGCCAUUCCAGCCCGUACGAGCUAUGA